Cordyceps fumosorosea ARSEF 2679 is the source of this 546-nucleotide messenger RNA. RefSeq names its product streptothricin-acetyltransferase. Gene Ontology annotation, molecular function: acyltransferase activity, transferring groups other than amino-acyl groups. Lineage: Eukaryota; Fungi; Ascomycota; Sordariomycetes; Hypocreales; Cordycipitaceae. The transcript has a single exon. Bases 1 to 546 code for a protein of 181 amino acids. The record is from RefSeq and is a predicted model, not a curated record.
AUGGUCGAAUUAAAGCUGGAAAGAGUCAGCCACCUGACGCAAAAAGAUAUUGAGGGGCUGGACUUUAGCUUCACGAUCGAGGCCGAAGUUGCACGGCCCAUCAGCCAACUGGAGAAUGACUUGCCGUUUCAAACACUCCCGCUGCCAAAGCGUGUCAAAGACUUUGGCUUCGACGAAGACGAACUGCAGGGCGGCGAUGGCGUGAACAAGGCCAUCUUCGUCCUCAGAGCCGAGGAUGGUCGCGUGUACGGAUAUGCUGUCGCGUCCAGAAACUGGAACAGGAUGGUCUCGCUCGACUUCAUCGGGUUGGAUGCCAGCGUGCGAGGCUCCGGCAACGCGCUUCGGCUUCUGGAGGCCGUCAAGACGUGGACGCGCGAGAUCGGCCUCGGCGCGGUUCGUAUUGAGGGCCAGUCGAACAACGUCGCGGCGUGUCGCUUCUACAAGAACGCCGGCCUCGUGUUUGCGGGCUACGACGAGCACCUCUACAGCGCAAUCCCAGAGAGUAGAGGCGAGGUUGCCGUAUUUUUCUACGCGGUGCUGGACUAA